Molecule: messenger RNA, 231 nt
Organism: Funneliformis geosporum
Lineage: Eukaryota; Fungi; Glomeromycota; Glomeromycetes; Glomerales; Glomeraceae
Source: the annotation of a GenBank genome assembly
AUGGAAAAAGAUUCGAGGGUUCCAGGACCAAGUGUUUAUCAUACAAAUGAAGUAAUAAAUGAAACUAAAUCCGAAGUUAGAUUGCGACGAGAAAAACGAAAACAACAUAAGCCAUCUUAUUUGCGUGUAACAAAAGAUGAUGUUGUGGGAUCAAUCAAGCAAGGAUUUGGUAAGGUUUUUGGCAAUGAUGAAAUGGAAGGAUCCGGUAAAACAAAAAAAAUUCCGGUAUAG